Molecule: messenger RNA, 6413 nt
Organism: Betta splendens (Siamese fighting fish)
Lineage: Eukaryota; Metazoa; Chordata; Actinopteri; Anabantiformes; Osphronemidae
Product: alpha-1,3-mannosyl-glycoprotein 4-beta-N-acetylglucosaminyltransferase C-like
Exons: 4
Coding region: 4754-6211 (485 amino acids)
Biological process (GO): protein N-linked glycosylation
Molecular function (GO): acetylglucosaminyltransferase activity
Source: RefSeq, a predicted model, not a curated record
CACACUUUCUUUAACACAACCUUUGAACUGGGACACGUUCAGCUGUGAAUCAACCUCAGUGCUUUUGAUUAUCAUUAUUCAGAUCCUAGUUGUUACUAAAGAUGUAAUAAAGCUCCUCUUCCUCAUCAUCUUCUCUUCCUCCUCGUCGUCCUCCUCGUGCUCCUCUUCCUCCUCGUCCUCCUAAUCCUCGUCCUCCUCUUCCUCCUCAUCCUCCUCCUCUUCCUCCUCGUCCUCCUCCUCUUCCUCCUCAUCCUCCUCCUCGCGCUCCUCUUCCUCCUCGUCCUCCUCAUCCUCCUCCUCCUCUUCCUCCUCAUCCUCCUCCUCUUCCUCCUCGUCCUCCGCGUCCUCCGCGUCCUCCUCUUCCUCUUCCUCCUCAUCCUCCUCCUCAUGCUCCUCUUCCUCCUCAUCCUCCUCAUCCUCCUCCUCUUCUUCCUCCUCAUCCUCCUCUUCCUCCUCUUCCACUCUGGAGCUGUGGGAUGAGUUUACAGCGAGUGGUGUCAUUAGAGAGUUGCAAAGAUUCAGGGCGUCUCGAUGCCACUCUGCCACUGAGCUCACUCUGGUGAUUCUUUAGCACUUGUCGCCAUGGCGACCAGCAUUUCUACCUAUAUUAAAGUGCAUCUGUGAAUCCCAAACUAUUGGCUGUGAGCGUGCACCUGUUUCACUCCUGCUUGGAUUCCACCUGCUUCUGCAGAGCUGUGAGAAUAUGUAAUGACGUGUGAUUUCGGAUGCGAGACCUCGCUUCCCCUGUGGGCAGAAAACACACAUUUGGCAUUAAUGUCAUGCGUCCAGAGUGACAAAUGGCCGCAUCUCACCUCGGGGCUCUGUUGACUCUUUGCUAGAGAGCGGUUUGUUAUCGAAAAUGUGGUUGAGACCAGCUUGACACUUCUGGCCCCCGGUGUUUUCUCACUGAUAGAAAUGUAUUACUGGCGAGUCCUGGGUGAAAUCACAUCCUUUGGUGCCGUUGCCCCACAGCGUGUGAAAGCAGUAACUGGAGAAUUGAUUAUGUGUGGACCAGCGCUGUGUUUAUUGUAGUCUCCCUCCUACGGAAAUGCCAAGAAUCAGCUCUCAGCAGACGCUCCCUCCUGAUGAAUGAUUAAUGAGCCAGAGAGCGUCCAUGACGGUCACAGGCACGUUUCACAGGUACAUCAGCAGCAGCGCACAUUUCCAUCUUCCUUCUCAGAGGUCGCUUUUUCUGGGGCGAUCUACUGGUCAGCUGACAGGAAGUGAGGAGGUGCAGCUUCUCCUUUACACCCCAUCAGCUGAGCAAUAGGACAAAUAGGACGAACGCUUUGCUGCCUCAUCGUCACUGACUUUGUGUUAAUGGUUGCUAUUGCAUCAGACAGCUGUUUUAUAGUUACAUGGAAUCAGGAUGACUUCAUCCUUAACAUAUGGAAAUCAACCUUUUCAGCCCUGAAGAACAAUGUUUUAGUAUUUGAUGUGUUGUGAUACAGCAGGAAACUGCAGUCGUCUGGGAUGGUCUGAUUGUGAGUGUGAAGCCUGGAUCCUGUGUGACCGAAUAAACUCAGGGUGAACUCGGUCACAAGAGGAAUGAUGUCAAAGUUAGCAGUGGUUAGUAACGUUUCCACAGCGACCGUGCUUCAGGGUGACCCCCUGACCCCACGGCGGCACCCGCCUGCUGUUUGCUGCCUUUUCCCACAUCGAGCCUCGCGUUGACGUCACAAAUGCUGGUAGAAUAAAAGCUGAUGACGUCAGUCACCUCCGAACGAGAAUCAGACGAGACGCAGGAAUGUGACACUCGCUGAGAGAAACAAGCCAGAAAAGACGUUUGACAACAAAGAGGCUGCGGCUGAAGACUCAGACUCAGCAUCACUGAAUCAGGUGCAGGAGCAGAUGUCCGCAGUUUGUUAGCAAUAAAUAAGUUGUUGCUGUAAAUGAUUUACUUGAAAAAUUAUAUAAUAAUAUACAAGUAAUGAGCAUAAACUGUGUUUUAGCCCUCGGCAGUGCAAACAAAUGCUCACAGCCGCUUCCUGCAGUUGCUGUAAACACUUUCCAGACAAACUAUGAAUAUUUCAUCUCCACGAGGAUCAAUGGGGCAGAAAUAAGAGGCAGAAUGAAGCCGUGUCUACAUAAACUCAGAGAUUCUGGGCCGAUGUUACAACCAGGACUUCCUGUCAAUCAGAAUCAGGUAAAAUACCAACAAAAUAAAGAUAAACUGAACUAUUAUUAAUUAUGAAACAGGCCUGGAGCAGCAUCUCAAAGCGGAUGCAGUGGGAAAUGACAUAAGAUUGAAGCUACACACUGUUGGAAGCUUCAGAUUCACACUCAGCGAAUCAGACGUGAAGUAUGAGCGUUUCAGAGCCAACGAGCUGAGAUUUACAUCACGGCAAAGCUGCUCAGUGUGAAUGAGGCCGCAGCCAAAAGGCCGAUGUCCUGCUCCACGCAGUAAAUAUUGACUGGAGCGCAUUUAUCGUCCAGGACAUCCUCUCUGAACGUGCUGCUGCGACUCCGUCAGUCGUUGGGCUCCUGCAGGUCAAACCUGGGCUCAUCCGUGGGCUGACGAGGUCGCGUGGAGAGGACGGAGCGGAGGACGCGGCCCGGCAGCAGCUGGACACCAGCCAGUGUGUGAGGAAGGACGUCCAGCUUGAAACAAACGUGAAACCUGAGACGGAGCUUCAGGCUGAAACAGCGGCUCUGACAGAACAAACACCUGCUGCACCAAAAGUCCUGGCUGCGCGUUUGAUUGUGUUUUGGAGGCGAAGGACAGGAAACGGUUGUUUGUUGGAUGACUGUGAUUUUCAGGUCCAGUCAACGCCCGAGGAAUUUAACGGUCGGAAUAACUCUGAGAGACUGUGAAAGAGGCAUCUGACAUAAAAGACACAUUUUCACCUCUUUUUUACUGUAAAAUUGUGUUUAAAUGUACAGAAUUUGCAACAAAUUGACUGGAUGUGUGAACACUGGUCCUGAAACUCUGCUGCUGGUGUGAGACAGCACCCCUGGUCCCUCCGCCUGCAGCAGUGCGUGAAUGAGUCCCCAGGCAUCUUUAAUGGGCUCGGCCCCUCGCGUCCAGCAGCAGGGAACGGAACCACCUGGAUGAAUUAGUGAUCACCUCCACCGGCACAGCUGCAGGCGCCGGCAGCCAGAUGUGCGGGUGUGAAGGUCUAAAGGGAGAGAACCACCCUCUAAGGCUCCUGAUGAAGCUGGCGUGGGUUCAGAAGUCCUGAAUGCGGGAUUACAGUAGACAUGAAGACCAAUGCAGACUGUCCCUACAAAUGAAAGCUGACAGAGUCUGAGUAGAAGUUCAGCACACAGGCCUGUUAUUGGAGGCAGCGUGUGUUGACUGCUCUCCAGCUGCUGUUCCAGGAGCCUAGAGGCGGACGCACACACGUGGAUGUCUGCUGAGGUCAAAGGUCACCUUCAUGUAACGCUGUCCUGGUGGGCUCCUUGGGCCGGCUGGUUGGGAGGUUCUGCUGUCAGUCUGCGGUGCUGAACCAGGUCUUUACCUCAGGCCUCAGGUCAAGCUGUGGUCAUUUACCAGCUACAACCUGUCCGGAGGAGAGACAGGAGUUUUCAUAGAACGUUUGUCACAACUGGUCACAUGUAGGUAAUGAUGAGUCUUGUGUUCAGACACUGAGCUGAACCUUUGGACCGACUCGGUUUUUUGACUUCGGAGCGUUUCUUGCUCGCUGUCAUUUCCCACAGUGUCAAAACGUUUUACCACCGGCUGUAAUGACUUCACCUCAAUUUCACAGUAGGGAGCAGAAUGAUGGCACCACCUUCAUCUACAUAUGUGGCUUUGUUUUCCUGUCGCUGCCUCGUAAGACAGAAAAAUAACAAAACCCACAAAUGCACAUUUUAGUUCUAAAAGGAAAAAGGGAUUAAAAGCCUCAAGGACAGAAAUCAAACAUAAAUUCUUAAUUUACUCUUUAUUCGGUUUUUUUCAGUUUUACCUCAUCUUUUUAUCAGUGAUUACGGUGAUGAUGAUGAUGAUGAUGAUGAUGAUGUUGAUGAUGAUGAUGCUGUAAUGAAGCUCUUCAAUGCGCUGUAAAGCGUUCAGGUGGAGGAGGAACAUGAAAGACUCAGGCCCAGUUAGUGCUGACCCACAUUAGUUCCGGGCCCGAGGCCACAGGCGCUGGAUCAGGUGGAGAAUAACAGCAGCUACACUUGUUCCGUGAGCUUCACAAACUACAGGGGAUUCAAAGAAAGGCAUUAAAAUCCACCUGUGGCCCCUCAUCACAGCGGCACGCGACACUCGGACCUCAGCAGCCGCAGACGCGAAGCUGUCGUUGACUUCGUCCUCCAGCUUCAGACCCGUCUCCUCUGCUUUUUGUUCAGGCUUCGAUUUCUCAAAUUGCUGCUCAGAUCUGUUUGCUGCAGAUCUUGCUUUUCAUCUUCAUUUUGUCUCUGACUGAUUUCAGGUGGUUUCUGUCUGAUCCAUUUCUCGAUCUGGUGUUUGUUUAUAACAGGGUGAGAAGGUUAAAGCUGGACCCGGCGGUUCCUUUACUGCUGGCUCGUCUUCCAGCUCGGGCCUGAUGCGGUUCUGAUGAGGAGUUUGGAGUCUUUUGGAGCCACAGCUUCAGCAUUUUAAUAGUGCGUCUGGGACCAGACACCAUCAACGUCCAGCUUCUGCAGCUGCUUUUCCUCUUCAUGCACCUUUACGUCCCCCAGCGCCACCGCUAACACCGUUUCUCCCUUUUUUACUGUUUUGGAAAAUCCCAUAAAUAAAACCAGCGUAAAAUAAGAUUCCAGUUUUCGGAGCCUCGCUGUCGACACAAUUCAUCCAUGAGCAGAAAGAAUGGGAGACGCCACCAUGCGGCUCAUGUGGAAGGCCGUGGACAGGAUGCGGUGUCUGAGGAAGCGGCCGCUGCUGCCGCUGCUCGGCCUCCUCCUCACCGCGCUGCUCUUCUUCGACCGGAACAUGGACGACGGCUUCGUGCUGGAGGCUGAGAAGAGGCCGCUGGGAGAGGCGCUGAUCCAUCCUGCAAACUCUGACAGAUACGUCCACGCGUUCCCAGACCUGUCCAACUUCUCCGGGACCAUUAACGUGACGUAUCGCUUCCUCGCAGGAAUUCCUCUGCCUCGAAGAAAGUAUCUGACCAUCGGUCUAUCAUCAGUCAAGAGGAAAAGAGGAAACUACCUCCUGGAGACCAUCAAGUCCAUCUUCGAUCAGUCCAGUUACGAGGAGCUGAAGGAGAUCGUGGUCGUCGUCCACCUGGCUGACUUCGACCUGGUCUGGUGCGAGAACCUGGUACAGGAAAUUACUCGCAAGUUUGCCCACCACAUCAUCGCCGGGCGCCUCCUGGUGAUCCAGGCUCCAGGGGAGUACUACCCGUCUCUGGACGGGUUGAAGCGCAACUACAACGACCCAGAGGACCGGGUCCGUUUCCGCUCCAAGCAGAACGUGGACUACGCCUUCCUCCUUAACUUCUGCACAAACCUGUCUCACUUCUACAUGAUGCUAGAGGACGACGUGCGCUGCUCCAGGAACUUCCUGACGGCUCUGAAGAAGGUGAUCACCUCCAGGGAAGGCUCCUACUGGGUGAUGCUGGAGUUCUCCAAGCUGGGCUACAUCGGGAAGCUGUACCACUCCAGAGACCUGCCACGUCUGGCUCACUUCCUACUCAUGUUCUACCAGGAGAUGCCCUGCGACUGGCUCCUCAUCCACUUCAGAGGCCUGCUGGCCCAGAAGGACGUGAUCCGCUUCAAGCCCUCCCUGUUCCAGCACAUGGGCUACUACUCGUCUUACAAGGGAGCCGAGAACAAGCUGAAGGACGACGACUUUGAGGAGGACUCCAUAGACAUUCCUGACAACCCUCCUGCCGCCCUGUACACCAACAUUAACGUCUUUGAAAACUAUGAUGCCACCAAGGCUUACAGCAGCGUGGAUGAGUACUUCUGGGGGAAGCCUCCCUGCACCGGAGACUUCUUUGUCAUAAUCUUCAAUAGAUCCACAAAAAUCAGCAGGAUUAAAAUAGUUACAGGCUCCGAGGACCGACAGAAUGACAUCCUCCAUCACGGCGCUCUGGAGGUUGGACACAAGGCCGUGGACAUGAAGCAGGGACGGCAGUGCACGUCCUACAUCACCUUAGGAGAGUUCAAAGGCGGGAAGAUCGAGGUGAACAGCGUCGACCAUAAGAUCGGCUUUGACAUCGAAUGUGUACGAAUAGUCAUCACAGCCAGUCAGAAAGAAUGGCUCAUCAUAAGAACUAUCAGUCUAUGGACGGCACAGUCUGUUAGUCAGCUGAAGAAGUAACACAGGACCUCAGCUGUUUGAGCUGUUGCUCUGCUGUCAGUGCAUCUCUUUAUGGGAUGGAAACAGUCCAUAUUUUCAUGGGUUGUUCACAGAUUAUCUGUAUGUUUUCAGAUAAAUAUAUCAAAAUGGUCAGUUUGUAAAGUAUGGAACCUUUAUACUCGUGAAUUUUCAGAAAAUGUGUAUAUAAAUUUCUUCAUAUUUG